UCAUAUUUCAAUAUUAAAAUUGAGUGAACAACAUUCACAUUCUAAUUCCAUAAACCUUUCAACCAUACUAUGAGUUCAAUGGAGGAAACUCUUCCACUUAAUGCCACCCAUGUCAACAACUCUUUCAUUUUCACCAAUAGGUUACACAUACUCCUCCAUUCCAUAGCUUUAUGUUUCUUACUUUAUUACAGAUUCUCUUUCCUUUUUCAUAACUCACAAACACCAUUAUUACUACCUUACCUUCUACUUUUCUCAUCUGAAAUCAUUCUCUCCUUUUUAUGGAUUCUAGACCAAUCAUUUCGUUGGCACCCAAUUACAAGAACUGUCUUUCCAGAAAGAUUACCAGAAAAUGAUCAACUUCCACACAUUGAUGUCUUUAUAUGCACUGCUGAUCCAACUAAGGAACCUACUUUGGAUGUUGUCAAUACUGUUUUAUCAGCUAUGGCAUUGGAUUAUCCACCUCAGAAACUUCAUGUCUAUCUUUCUGAUGAUGGUGGUUCAAAUAUUACAUUGAAUGCUAUGAAGGAGGGUUUGAAGUUUGCAAAGUGGUGGAUUCCUUUUUGUGUAAGAUACAGAGUUUUGUGUAGGUGUCCUGAGGCUUACUUUAAUGAUUCAGAGAAUGAUAGUGCUGAUUUUUGUGGGGAUGUUGACUUUUUUGCAUAUAAGAGAAUGAUCAAGGAAAAAUAUGAGGCUCUUAAAGAAGGUUUAAUGAGAGUGAAAGAAGAUCACGAUCACUCUGGAGAUACUAAUGGUGUAACAGGUCAAAAUCAUCCGUCUAUUGUAGAGGUGAUAGAAGAAAAUGGCAGUGGUGAAAUAGAGCAAGUGAAAUUGCCAUUACUUGUUUAUGUUUCCCGUGAGAAAAAGCCUUCUCAUCCUCAUCAUUUCAAAGCUGGAGCCCUCAAUGCCCUUUAUCGUGUCUCUGGAGUGAUUAGCAAUUCUCCAUAUAUACUAGUGCUGGAUUGUGACAUGUUCUGCAGUGAACCAGCUUCUGCAAGACAAGCACUGUGUUUCCACCUUGAUCCCAAGAUAUCACCUUCACUUGCUUUUGUUCAAUUCCCUCAGAAAUUUCACAAUAUAAGCAAAAAUGACAUAUAUGAUAGUCAGCACCGAGCAACUUAUAAAGUUUUAUGGCAAGGUAUGGAUGGACUUAAGGGCCCCUUAUUGUCUGGCACUGGAUUCUAUAUUAAAAGGGAAUCAUUAUAUGGGAAUUACAAGAAUAAAGACACUGAUUUUGAACUCCAAGAAUAUGUUGGCACAUCCAAUGAGUUCAUCAAAUCCUUAAAGCAAAAAGACAGUACAAAUUUAGUCACUGUUGGGAGUGAAUUGCCUGUACAAGAGACUUUGCUUUUGGCUUCUUGUAAUUAUGAAACUGGAACUAAAUGGGGUAAAGAGGUUGGCUUCUUAUAUGGUACUGUAUGUGAAGAUGUUCACACUGGAAUCAGGCUAAAUUGCAAUGGUUGGAAUUCAGUUUACUGUGAUCCACCUAAGCCACAGUUCCUUGGAAACAGUACCACUAAUUUGAAUGAUUUACUAAUUCAAGGCACUAGAUGGAGCUCUGGACUUCUUGAAAAUGGUUUCACCAAGUUUUGUCCUCUUAUUAAUUGCCCUUUAAGGAUGUAUCUUCCUCACAGACUUUCUCUUUCAUACAUUACAUGUUUCCCUCUAUAUUGUUUACCUCUUUGGUGUUUUGCUAUUGUCCCUCAGCUUUGUCUACUAUCUGGAAUUCCUCUAUACCCUAAGGUCUCAGAACCAUCAUUCUUCAUUUUUGCAUACAUCUAUGUAUCAGCUCUCACCAAACUUUUAGUUGAAGUCCUUUCAACUGGAGGAACAUUCAGAUCAUGGAUAAUAGAGCAAAGGAUGUGGAUGAUGAGAUCAAUAUCAGUUCAUUUAUAUGGAUUGUUAGAUUGUCUAAUGAAGGAAUUUGGAUUAAGAGAGGCUAGUUUCUUGCCAACCAACAAAGUGAAAGAUGAGGAACAAACUAUGCUUUAUGAAAUGGACAAAUAUGACUUUAGAACAUCAAACAUGUUUCUUGUACCAAUGGUUACACUUGUUACCAUCAACAUAUUUUGCUUCAUAGGGGGAAUCUAUAGAGUGUUGUCAUUGGGAGAAUUGGACAAGAUGUUCAUACAACUUUUCCUUGUGGCUUAUAUAAUUGUUGUCAACUAUCCAAUCAUUGAAGGGAUUGUUAUAAGGAAAGAUAAAGGACGCAUUUCUCAUUCAGUAGUUGCAAUAUCUAAUGUCUUGGCCACAAUUAUCACUUGUGCUGUGUAUGCUUUAGUAAGGAAGGUAUAAUGGUCACUUCUUUAUGACAAAAUAUAUGACCAAAUUCCUACAGCAAAGUUGAGGGAUGUUGGAUGAAAUUAAGUGAUUGUUAAGAACUAUUAUGUAAAAUGAAAUAAGCCUAUGAGGCAAUUUUGAUCCCACUUAUUUACUUGGUUGUGAAACAAUUAUUGUUCUCAUUGUGAAUGCGGUAAUAAUAAUAUUAUGCAAAGUGA
This is a messenger RNA of Cicer arietinum (chickpea), 2495 nucleotides long. RefSeq names its product cellulose synthase-like protein E1. Gene Ontology annotation, cellular component: membrane. Gene Ontology annotation, molecular function: cellulose synthase (UDP-forming) activity. NCBI's taxonomy places the organism in Eukaryota, Viridiplantae, Streptophyta, Magnoliopsida, Fabales, Fabaceae. The record is from RefSeq and is a predicted model, not a curated record. Gene Ontology annotation, biological process: cellulose biosynthetic process.